UACCUUUUCACAGAAGUGAAAUAAAGCUGUGAGGCCAUUUUGUCUUUUACAACAAUCCUCUCACGAAGGACGCUACAUCUUCAUUUUGGAGGACUGAGCCUGCCUCUGAACGUUUACACUUACCAUGGACGCUCCCGACAUGAGAAGAAUUGUGAUCCUUGGAAAAACUGGAUCUGGGAAAAGCAGUGUUGCAAACAAUAUAUUUGGAGAAGACCAGUUCACCGUCUGCCAUGAUUCCAUCUCAGCAAAAAGUCCAUGUGAAGCAAAAACUCAAUCACUAAAUGGAGGACAAACCACUCUGAUUGACACACCUGGAUUCUUUGAUACAAACAAACCUGAAGAAAGUCUAAGACCUGAAAUAGUGAAGUGUAUCACAGAGUGUUCACCUGGACCGCACGCUUUCCUCAUUGUGCUAAAACUAGAAAAAUUUACAGAGCUAGAAAACAAGAUCAUCGAACAAAUAACCCAGUACUUCACUGAAGAAGUGUUCAACUUUGCAACAGUUGUUUUUACUCAUGGAGAUGAUCUCCAAGAAGGGCAAAAAAUCAAAGAUUAUGUGAGCCCAAAUGUACAUUUGAGUGAAUUAGUGAAAAAAUGUGGUGGUCGGUGCCAUGUGAUAGAUAAUAAAUACUGGAAAAAUCCCUCAGAUGAGACGUACAGGAGCAACGCCCACCAGGUGAAAGAGAUACUGAAAUCAGUUGAAGAGAUUGUGAAUGAUAACAAUGGAAACUGCUACACAAACGAGAUGCUGCAAAUGGUGGAGGAAAUGACACAACAGGAAGAGAAACGUCUUGCAAACUCCUCAGAAAAUAUGUCAGAAGAAGAAAUCAGGCAGGAAGCUAAAAGCAGCGUGUGUGAUAUUUUAAAUAAAGCAGCAGGUGUUACAACAGGUGCACUGCUGGGAGCACUUUUUGGUGUAGCUGUUACUGCUACAGUAGCUGCAGUAGCAGUAACAGCUGGAGCUGCUGGCAUCAAAGCAAUAGGAGCAGUCGGAGCAGCAGGAUUAGCUGCAGCAGCAGAAACAUCUGGUGUUGCAGCUGGAACUGCUGUCAUCAAAGCAGGAGCAGUAGGAUUGGGUGUAGGUGCAGCUACCGGAGCAGCGGUUUGGAGCACAUGAAGGAUAUCAGGCUGCAGAGGAAUCAGAAACACCAAGGGAAGCAGCAGAGAAGACGGCAGAAGCUGUUUGUUCUUCAGGAAAGAAUGUCAUAAAACAAGUCAAAAAGUUCAGCGCAGAGUAUCAAAAAUAACUUUUUCAAUGAGAAAAAAAAUAAAAUUAAUGUGCAGACUUUGGUCAAAUGUAAAGAUCCCAUAGAUUAUCACAAAAUUCUCAGAAAAAGUUUUCCUGUCCACUUUUCUAAAGCUGCUUGAAAAGAUUUCAUGUCGUUUAGAAGUUAAUUAUCCAACAACUGAAAUAAUUAGAAAUUGGAACAAUGCUUGUAAUUCUGCUCAUUAAAAAUAAUCAUCUUUCUAGUGGUAACCCAAGAUUUCUAUUACUUGAUCAUAAAAUAUAUCAUGUGUGUUUUAAUAGUUUAAUAGAUUAUAACUCUGAUAAUAUUUGACUUUAAAAUUAUCAUUUGUACACUGAAAUUAUAAAUCAUUUACAUAUAUAUAAAUAUAUAUAUAUACUUAUUUUCCACACUGUAGUCCUUCAUGUGUUCAUACAUUUACCAGAGAUUUAAUCACCAUUAAUGUUAUGAUAAAACUGUAUUUCUGUUCAAAUUAAUAAUAAAAGAUCUGUUUUCUGUUCA
This is a messenger RNA of Xiphophorus hellerii (green swordtail), 1748 nucleotides long. RefSeq names its product GTPase IMAP family member 7-like. The transcript is spliced from 2 exons. The record is from RefSeq and is a predicted model, not a curated record. Gene Ontology annotation, molecular function: GTP binding. NCBI's taxonomy places the organism in Eukaryota, Metazoa, Chordata, Actinopteri, Cyprinodontiformes, Poeciliidae. The coding region runs from base 125 to 1117 and encodes 330 amino acids.